Paramecium tetraurelia is the source of this 825-nucleotide messenger RNA. RefSeq lists its product as uncharacterized. The record is from RefSeq and is a predicted model, not a curated record. Gene Ontology annotation, cellular component: nucleus; cytoplasm. Gene Ontology annotation, biological process: protein phosphorylation; mitotic DNA damage checkpoint signaling. NCBI's taxonomy places the organism in Eukaryota, Ciliophora, Oligohymenophorea, Peniculida, Parameciidae. Gene Ontology annotation, molecular function: ATP binding; protein serine/threonine kinase activity. The transcript has a single exon.
AUGUAUCAAUAAAAAAUGCUAUUAAAAGAAAAAAUAGGAGAUGGCUAUUCAAGCAAUCUGCAUCUAUGUGAUUAUCAAGGCAAGUAAAGUGUAAUAAAAAUUUACAAGGAAGAUUAUCCAAUUAAACUCAGAAAUAAGGAAAUCAAAAUAUUGAAAAGUUUAGAUCAUCCUCAUAUCUUAAAAAUGAUUGAUCAUCAUCCUGAGAACGACUACAUUAUUUUUGAAUAACUGACGACUGAUUUUUUUACAAUAGUUAAAAAUUAGAAUAGAUUGGAUGUUAGAGCAGUGAAGUAGAUCCUUAUAGAAUUAGGGGAGGCUAUCCAAUACCUUCACAAAUUUAACUAUGUACAUCGAGAUAUUAAAUUACAAAAUCUCAUGCUGAACAACCACUUACAAAUGAUACUAAUAGAUUUUGGCUUUGCUGAUCUUGUAGAUGACUAAGAAUAGAACAUCAGAAGUUGUGGAACAUAAAAUUAUAUGUCACCAGAAUUACUAAUUUCCUAAAAAUACAUACGAUCAAAUCUGUUGAAAAGAUCUGACAUUUUUGCCUUGGCUGUCCUAAUAUUUAUUCUCUAUUUUGGAUUUCCUCCAUUCUCUGAAGCUACUGUAAAAUGUCCUUAUUGGAGGUUGAUCUCUAAAAAUAAUUGGGUGAAAUUUUGGAAAAUAGUAAAUAGAAAUUCUAAAUUAAAUGACAUCAUAUUUUAAGAAUUAUUUGAAAAUAUGAUAUCACCCAAUCUUGAGGAUAGAUAUACUAUUGAAUAAGUACUGAAUCAUCCCUGGAUUGAUGGAAACCACGAUUUAGGCUAUUUAAUAAAUAUUAUUUGA